AUGUUCGCCAAUGUUUGCCUGUCCGCUUUGUCUUUCGCAGAGCGCCUCUGGGGAAGUCCUGGGAGGCCAAUUUCGGCUGCUGAAAGAAGGACAUCCAGGUUGAAGAUUGCCCGUAACAGCGUUGGUGUCGACACUGUCGAUAACCUAGACAAGAAAGGGAAGGUAGCGAAGAGAGUGCUAAAGGUUAGGGCGACGUGGGUGAGAGAUGGCGGUCAAUGA
This is a messenger RNA of Neurospora tetraspora, 219 nucleotides long. RefSeq lists its product as uncharacterized. Lineage: Eukaryota; Fungi; Ascomycota; Sordariomycetes; Sordariales; Sordariaceae. The record is from RefSeq and is a predicted model, not a curated record. Bases 1 to 219 code for a protein of 72 amino acids. The transcript has 2 exons.